AUGGAUGGAGACAUAAACCGAGUCAAAUGCAUCAUAUUUGAUGGUCGUGUGGAAAUCAAUGUCAGAGGUCUACAGAGAAAGACACCGGUGAUGAUUGCAGCAGAGAAAGCACACAAACAUGUGUUCGACUUCCUUGUAAGAAAAGGUGCUGAUCUGUCUCUUGUCGAUGCUGAGAGCAAUACGAUUCUACAUCUUGCCUGUGAGGGAGGAAACCUUGAUAUAAUAGAGACUGUCCUUGUGCAGGACACUGUGGACAUCAACAGCCUUGGAGGGCAAGACAGGACGCCAGCCAUGAAAGCAGCAGUCAAGGGACAUAAGCAUGUGUUUGACCUACUUGUGACAAAAGGAGCUGAUCUAUCCCUCGUGGAUGGUGAUAGAAAUACUAUACUUCAUAUGGCCUGCGAAGGAGGAAAUUUGGAUAUCGUGAAACACAUUCUUACGCGGAACACUGUGAACAUCAACAGCUUGGGAGAAAACGACUGGACGCCAGCAAUGAAAGCAGCCAUCAAAGGACAUAAAGAUGUAUUCGACUUGAUAGUGAAAGAAGGAGCUGAUCUGUCUCUGGUGGACGAAGAAGGUGACAGUAUUCUUCACGCAGCUUGUGAGGGAGGAAAUGUGGACAUAGUAACAUAUAUGCUCAAACAGAAUAGUGUUACUAUUAACCUAAGAGGAGAAGACAUGUUCACGCCAGUGAUGAUGGCUGCAUCUAAGGGUCAUAUAGACGUAUUUAACGUGCUUGUAAGGGAAAAUGCUGAUUUGUUAAUCAGGGACAGUAACCAGAACAGCAUCCUUCAUAUUGCGUGUAAAGGGGGAAAUAUGGAAAUAAUUAAAUCCACUCUCACGAACUUCAGUAUGGAUGUCAAUGAUAUUGGGAAAGAGGGAAUGACACCCGUAAUGUUAGCAGCCUCUGAGGGACGAAAGGACAUGUUCGACUUUCUUCUGCAAAAUGGAGCUGAUUUGUCACACGCGGAUAAACAUAGAAACAAUAUUCUUCACAGGACCUGCCAGGGAGGAAAUAUGGAGCUAGUUAAGUAUGUCCUUGCCCAGAAUAUCGUGAAAAUCAACAGUCGAUCAGAUGAUGGAUCGUCCCCAGCAAUGGAAGCAGCCCAUGCGGGCCAUAUAGAAGUGUUGAAAUUGCUUGUAAGUGAAGGAGCUGAUCUGACCUUUCUCACUGAGGAUAAGGACAAUAUUCUCCAUGUUGCUUUACAGAGCAAACAUAUGGAUACAGUGAAAUAUGUCCUCACAAAUGAUUUUGUAGAGAUCGACAGUAGAAACAUCCACGGGAUGACAGCAGUUAUGUUAGCAGCAGAGGGGGGGACAGAAAAAGGACAUAGCGAAAUAGUGAAAUAUAUCCUCACAGAGAAUGCUGUGAACAUCAAUGACAGAGACAGCGAGGGUAUGACACCAGUGUUAUUGGCAGCAGAUUACGGAUACGGAGAUAUAAUUGAAUUGCUGGAGAGUAAAGGAGCUGAUCUGUCAGUAGUGGAUGAUAGCGGUGAGAACAUUCUUCAUAAGCUCAGUCUAGUUGGACAAGUGGAUUUAGUGAAUCAUGUCUUGAAAAAGAAGAGCAUUGUGCGGAACAUCAACAAAAGAGGUGUGCGGUACAGGACACCAGUGAUGACUGCAGCAUGUUGUGGUUACAAGGAAGUGUUUGAUGUACUUGUGAAGAACGGUGCUGAUCUGACGCUAAUAGAUGACGAUGGCAACUCCAUCCUCCAUUUGGCCUGUGAAGAGACCGUGGACAUAGUGAAGUACCUCCUGUCCAAUAACAUUGUAGACAUCGAUAGUAGAGGAUAUUUGGACAGGACACCAGUCCUGAUCGCAGCAGCACGUGGAAACAGAGGCGUGUUUGAGCUACUUAUGAAGCAGGGAGCCGAUAUGCUUCUUGUAGAUGAUGAUGGCAACAAUAUCCUUCAUUUGGCUGUUAAAGGAGAAAAUGUCGAUCUUGUUAAACAUAUCCUUGAAAAUAGGAUUGUGGAUAUUAAAGCUGAAAAUAGUCAUGGAUUGAAUGCAACCGAAAUAGCAAAAGAAAACAAUCGUAAAUCCGUAUAUAUUUUUCUGUUAUCACAAGGUUUUGGCUUGAAGUAA
This is a messenger RNA of Haliotis rubra (blacklip abalone), 2088 nucleotides long. RefSeq names its product putative ankyrin repeat protein RF_0381. NCBI's taxonomy places the organism in Eukaryota, Metazoa, Mollusca, Gastropoda, Lepetellida, Haliotidae. Gene Ontology annotation, molecular function: protein binding. The record is from RefSeq and is a predicted model, not a curated record. The transcript is spliced from 2 exons. Bases 1 to 2088 code for a protein of 695 amino acids.